AACCUCUCUCUCUAGAAUCUAUUCUCCCAAGAGAGCCCAAACAUCUUCCCCCUUCUAAAGAGCAUUAGAGUCCCAUUUUUUUUUAUUAUUAUUAUUAUUUAGAAUCGCAUUAGAGUUCCACUUCCCAAUACCCAACAUCCUCAUCCUUGUCUAAAGAGCCUAAAACUCUCUCUCUCUGUCUCUCUCUCUCUCUAAAUGGCCACCACCGAGACAAAGGAGAAACAGGAGGCUUCAGGCCCCAUCCCAACUUCAAAAGAUGAAGUCCAAAAGAAAGUGGCGUUGCUCCUGAGGUUUCUAGCAUUUGGUGCCACUUUGUCAGCAACGCUUGUGAUGGUACUCAAUAAGCAAACAUCACCCGUCACCGUGGUUUACAAUGCCCCCGUUCUCCGUUUCGUCACGGCCAAAUUUUAUCAAACACAUGCCUUUGUGUUUUUUGUGGUUGCAAAUGCGAUAGCCUGUCUCUAUUCUUUGGUGAUGCUCUUGGUUUGCCUGGCUGAUUUGAUUCGUUUGUUGGGAAACAACUCAUAUGUCUCGAAGGUUCAUGGACUUCUAGUAAUCGUCUUGGAUUUGGUUAUGGUGGCCCUAGUCACUGCGGGAGCUUCAGCUGCAACUUCAGUAGCUGAGUUGGGAAAGAAUGGGAACAAACACGCAAAUUGGAGCAAAAUAUGUGACAAGUUUGAGACAUAUUGUGACCAUGGUGCAGGUGCCCUUAUUGCUUCAUUCAUUGGCGCUUUGAUUUUCAUUUUUCUAACUGUGUUCUCCAUCACAGACCUCUACAAGGAGGCCAAAAAGGUCCCUAAAUCCCAAGUCUGAAGCCCCUACCCUCUUUCUCUCUCUAACCACCCUAAGAAAGGCACCCCUUUCUCUCUCUCUCCCCACCAAAAACACCCCCACUUUCCCCUUUGUGUGUCUUGCCACCAUGGCAAAAGUGCUCUAAUUGCUUCCUCCUUCACUUCAUUAUUCUUGUUGGGCUUUUCCUUGUUAUAGCCUCUCUCUCUCUCUCUCUCUCUCUCUCUCUCUCUCUCUCUC
Messenger RNA from Amborella trichopoda, 1029 nucleotides. Its product is annotated as CASP-like protein 1B1. Lineage: Eukaryota; Viridiplantae; Streptophyta; Magnoliopsida; Amborellales; Amborellaceae. The record is from RefSeq and is a predicted model, not a curated record.